Molecule: messenger RNA, 1170 nt
Organism: Arachis ipaensis
Lineage: Eukaryota; Viridiplantae; Streptophyta; Magnoliopsida; Fabales; Fabaceae
Source: RefSeq, a predicted model, not a curated record
AUGCAUCCUCUAUUUAAACUGAAAACACUUGAGAAUAUAGACAAACAUAUAUUAGCAGAGAUCCCUGACAAGCAUAGCAGGCCUAAACUAUAUGCAGCAGUUGAGAAGUUCAUGAUCCAUGGUCCAUGUGGCAGGCAUAACAAUACCAGCCCAUGCAUGUCCAAUGGUCGUUGCUCCAAAUUUUUUCCAAAACAAUUUAGAUUAAGGACUGUAAUUGAUGAGGUAGGCUUCCCCAAGUAUAAAAGAAGAGACAAUGGCAGAACAAUCAUGAAGAAAAACAUAGUUCUCGAUAACUCAUACAUUGUCCCAUACAACCGAUCGUUGUUGCUAAAGUACAUAUUAGCCUGCAAAGCUGUUUGGAAAAUAUUUGGGUACGACAUACAACAAAAAAAAUCUUCAGUAAUUAGAUUACCUUUUCACUUGCCAGACGAACAUCCGGUGGUUUUUAGAGACUAUGAAAAUAUAGUUGACGUCAUUAACAGGAUGGACGGCAAGCCUACAAAGAUGCUAGCUUGGAUGCUUGCAAAUAGGUUAUUUCCAUUUGGUCGUACUCUUACAUAUAGCCAGUUUUCAAAUAAGUUCGUGUGGAAAGAAGACAUUUCUUUGUGGAUGCCAAGGAAACAAGGCUUCUCAAUCGGCAGACUUACUCAUGUUCCACGAGGAAGUGGUGAAGAAUAUUACCUAAGACUUCUGCUCAACAUUCAAAAGGGGUGUGUAAGUUUUGUUGACAUAUGUACAAUUGCAGGCAUUAUGUAUAGCACGUUCAAAGAAGCAUGUUAUGCAUUGGGCCUUCUGCAAGAUGACAAAGAAUUUGUUGAUACCAUCUUGGAAGCAGGUUACUGGACUUCUGCAAACUACAUCCGUGACCUUUUCGUGGUGCUCUUAUUGUCAAAUAAUAUGGGUAGACUGAAAAUGUGUGUCAGCAAUGUUAUGAUGUUUUGUCUGAAGACAUUCUUUACUUUCAAAGAAAAUCCAUGCAACCUGCAACUAUCCAAAGACCAGAUAAUGAAUAUGACUCUUUUAAAGAUAGAGGAAAAACUACAGGCUAAUGGUAGAUCACUAAGAGAGUUUGAUGGGAUGCCUUUUCCAAGCUUUAGCACUAUUGAAGAGUUAGAUGAUCAGUUAAUCAUGGAUGAACUAAACUUUGACGUCAAUGUUCUGCGCAAUUAG